Aspergillus mulundensis is the source of this 1218-nucleotide messenger RNA. RefSeq lists its product as uncharacterized. Bases 1 to 1218 code for a protein of 405 amino acids. The record is from RefSeq and is a predicted model, not a curated record. Lineage: Eukaryota; Fungi; Ascomycota; Eurotiomycetes; Eurotiales; Aspergillaceae. Gene Ontology annotation, cellular component: multivesicular body. The transcript is spliced from 4 exons. Gene Ontology annotation, biological process: late endosome to vacuole transport via multivesicular body sorting pathway.
AUGGCGAGCAGUAUUCCCGCCGCCCUGAAGUCUGCGGACAUUGGGCGGUUUGCCGUGCGGGCAGCUCAGCUCGAAAACGCGAAGCCUAUCAUUGCCUACUGGUGUAACUUCUACAUUGUCAACCAAAUUAUCGAGAAAGGCCUCCAUACAACGGACGAAGAAGUGAAACUGUACACGACGGACUUGAUGGAGAAGCUGGAACAAUUUCAAACUGGGAAUCGCGACAAUGAUGCUAUUACGGAUUCGAUGGCAGCCAGUGCCUAUGUGGAGGAGUUUGGCCUUGAAGUCUUUGGUCGUGCAGAAGCCGCCAUGCGGGCCGACAAAGUGACCAAACAAACAGCAGAUACCUUUCAGGCAGCUGCGACGUUCCUCGAGCUAUGCCAGAUCUGGAACCCUCUUGAAGGGGAGGUCGCUGCGAAGGUGAAAUUCGCGAAGUACCAUGCUUUGAGGAUCGUGAAAGCGAUAAAGGCUGGAGAGGACCCGAACGUAACGAACCCGAAGAUUGAGGAGCCAGCGGCGGAGCUACCAGCGGAAGAGCCAACCGAACUUGAUGCGGCCGCUGCUGCGUCUUCGUCGCAAGCAGCGUUGCAACCGAAGGUUGAAGACGACCCAGACGAAUCGCAAUACGGGCAAUCGUCUGGCCCCUCGCCUAUCUUACCACAGCCGCCAACAACCUUUACUGAGCUACCCUCCACCCCUCAGGGUCCUGCAUCAGGCUCUAGCCGGGGUUUAGACAUGGAUCCAGCUCAAGAAUCAUCCCUUAACCUUCCGUCAACACCCAAUACCUUCACUUCUUCAGCGGCGCCGAAUCUUCCUGAUACGCCCACCAACAUUGGAGGAUAUCACCGCCCCAAGCCCUCUAAUGAAUUCCAUUCGUUUCCUCCACCAUCUGCGAUACCCCCCACGAGCCCACCAACUGCCUCACACGACGUAAACUCCUUCUAUAACGCUCCUAGCGCCGCUGAAUCUUCGCGACCUGUGCGUCCCGCCGCGCCCAGUCAAGCGGCAAUUCCAACAUAUCAGCCUUUACCUGUAGCGUCAGCGUCCGUUGCACCCCCCGCUCCCCCCACACAAGCCGACUCGCACAACGUUGAUGACCAAUCGAUUUCUCUGGCUCAGAAGCAUGCGCGAUGGGCUGUUUCUGCCCUCACAUUUGACGAUGUCAACACAGCCAUUAAGGAACUGCGGAACUCUCUCAAGUACCUUGGUGCGGAGUGA